This is a messenger RNA of Erigeron canadensis, 1518 nucleotides long. RefSeq lists its product as uncharacterized. The record is from RefSeq and is a predicted model, not a curated record. The coding region runs from base 237 to 1325 and encodes 362 amino acids. The transcript has 9 exons. NCBI's taxonomy places the organism in Eukaryota, Viridiplantae, Streptophyta, Magnoliopsida, Asterales, Asteraceae.
AAAAUAUCGGACAGCGCCUCCAACGAAUAGGCGUACAGAUACAGUUGCAGAGAUACUACUACUAGCUUCCAACCGCCAAACACACUCUUCCCGGCGAUUAUCUUCACGGCCGGAAAACUCAGGUUUAAUUUGACGAAAUUGCAGAGUUAAACAAGCGGUUACUUUUAACAAAGAGUUGCUAUUUGCAAACAAACAGAUUUCAUUGAGGAGAUGUAUUUGGAUAGCAUCUAGCUGGGAUGAAGAACGAUCAGGAGUCCUUGGAUACACCAGAAACACGAAAUUUAGCCCAAGCUUCUCACGAGUCUCAAAGUGACCAACAUAAUAAUGCAACAGAGGCUCCUGUUCCUGACUCUGGAUCAGUGUCUAUUUCGAGCAAUGACAACAGAAAAGUUUCGCGGGAGGAUAUCGAACUUGUCCAAAACUUGAUCGAGCGCUGUUUACAGUUAUAUAUGAAUAGAGAUGAGGUCGUGAAAACUCUAUUAAAUCGUGCAAGGAUAGAUCCUGGUUUUACCACCCUAGUUUGGCAGAAGCUGGAAGAAGAGAAUGCAGAUUUUUUCAGAGCCUACUACAUAAGGUUAAAACUGAAGAAGCAGAUUAUCCUUUUCAAUCAUUUACUCGAGCAUCAAUAUCACCUGACAAAGUAUCCUGUGCCUCCAAAGCUACCUGUGGCUCCGAUACACAAUGGAAUCCAUCCCAUGCCAGUUAACAAUCUACCAAUGGGAUACCCUGUUCUACAGCAACCACCAAUGGCAACUACAGGGCAGCCUCAUAUGGAUCCUAUGGGUAUGUCUAGCUGCCAUGUGGUCAAUGGAGUACCGGCUCCCAGUAACUUCCAACCCAUGCGAAUGAACUCCGGAAAUGAUAUGGUAAUGGACAACAACACAGCUGGUGUGAAUCCUGUUCCAGCUAAUGGCGCUAUUUCACCAAUGUCAGAUAUGCCUAUGAGUCCUACAUCAGUGGCUUCCAGCGGUCAUUUCCCCUUUACUGCAUCUGAACUGUCAGGAAUGGGAGUAGACACCUCAGCACUUGACACAGCUUUUACAUCUGAUGUUGCAAGUUCAGUAGGAUUGCAUCUAGCACCUGACAAUGGAAAUUCUAGAUCGUUUGGCCAACUACCUUGGAACUUCAGCCUUUCGGAUCUAACAGCUGACUUGUCAAACCUGGGAGAUUUAGGAGCUCUUGGAAACUAUCCUGGUUCUCCUUUUCUGCAUUCUGAUUCAGAUAUAUUACUCGAUUCUCCUGAGCAAGAGGACAUCGUAGACGAGUUCUUUGUGGAUUCCGUUCCUGCACCGCCAUGCUCACAGUCGGAUGAAGAUAAGCCCUAGUUUAACGUUGCAAUGUUUCUAUCUUUUGAAACUGUUUAGGAAAUGGUGACACAAGGGUCUGGUAUAUUUGGAUCUUUGCAUGGGCCAUGUUAUGUCAAUUUCAUUUGUUGUAACUUUAGCAUAUACCACGGAUGCUUGAUCGUUGUAACUUACGAAUAUCAAAUAACGUCAUGGUCAAAUCUUUUGCACCAUA